UGACUGAGGGAUAUAUUUGAAUGACAAUACUUUAUGCUGUGCAAUCACACAGCUGCCCUGUGUGUGUUAUUUUUUAAAAUAAAAGACAGUGCUGAACUGAGGGACAUUGAGCACUGAGCUGUCACCCCCAUCCACCGCCAACAUGACUAUGGGAAAGAUAAUCUUCUACGAGGACAGGAACUUCCAGGGUCGCUCUCAUGAGUGUAACAGCGACUGUGCCGACCUGCACUCCUACUUCAACCGCUGCAACUCCCUCAGGGUUGAGAGCGGCUGCUUCAUGGUCUACGAGCGCCCUAACUACAUGGGAAACCAGUACUUCGUGAGGAGGGGAGAGUACCCCGAUAACCAGCGAAUGAUUGGCAUCAACGACUGCAUCAGGUCCUGCCGUAUGAUCCCCAUGCACCGCGGCAACUACAAAAUGAGAAUGUACGAUCGUCCUGACAUGGGCGGCCAGAUGAACGAGCUGAGCGACGACUGCCCCAACGUUCAGGACCGUUUCCGUAUGUCCGACAUCAACUCCUGCAACGUGAUGGACGGCCACUGGCUGAUGUACGACCAGCCCAACUACAAGGGAAGGCAGUACUAUGUGAGGCCCGGUGAGUACAGGAGGUUCAGCGACUGGGGAGGCCAGAGCCCCAAGAUCGGCUCCCUCAGAAGGAUCACCGACUUCAACUAAACCACAGCUCCAUUUUAAACUAUCAACUGUCACUCUGUCCACAAUAAACUUUGAUUCGUAAUCAAAA
Molecule: messenger RNA, 743 nt
Organism: Oncorhynchus gorbuscha (pink salmon)
Lineage: Eukaryota; Metazoa; Chordata; Actinopteri; Salmoniformes; Salmonidae
Product: gamma-crystallin M2-like
Exons: 3
Coding region: 143-676 (177 amino acids)
Biological process (GO): visual perception; lens development in camera-type eye
Molecular function (GO): structural constituent of eye lens
Source: RefSeq, a predicted model, not a curated record